AGGACUUCGGAAGACGCUGUAAAGGGUAAAGUCCCGGGGAGGCGGAAGGCAGAAGGCGGUGUUGUCGCUCGGGUUGCAUCAGCCCGGUUCCCGAAGCUCCACGUCUGCGCUCGCCGCGACCAAUCGCCGUCAGCCACACUCGGGUUUGACAGCUGACAGCGCACAGCCCGGCCGGACCGCGCCAGCAAAGUUGCGCGGAGACGGAGCAUCGAGAGCGAGUUAGCGGCGUCGAGGAGCACCGAAUCUCGGGCGAUGGGCAGCGGCGACGAAAUGGUGACUCUGGUCGUUAAAGUGCCCGACCAAACGUACGGCGACCAGAAGCUGUUGGUGGAGCUGGGCUGGACGGUGCAACGGCUGAAAAGCUUCCUCAGCGAGAAGUACCCGAGCCACCCAGCACAAUCAGAGCAAAAGCUGAUUUAUUCAGGGAAGUUGCUGCCUGAUCACCUCUUGCUGAGGGAUAUCCUGAGAAAGUCUGACCAGUACCACACCAUUCACUUGGUCUGUAAUGUUAGGAAUGGAACGAAGUCUAGACAAGAGCCAAUUGUGAAGGAGCAACCAGAUACACCUGCUGCUUCUGGCCAGGAGAGCCUCACUGUCCCAACAUUGGUAACAGCAGAUGGUCUCCGUCGCAGAGCACCCAACACAUUCCCGUGGGCCUAUGGUGCCUGGCCUCCAAGGGAAGAUCUCCAGAGCCCAGAGGGGAUGUCUGGUCUAGCCGCAUACAACCUGUACAGCUCUCAGCAAAUCCUCUGGUUCCAGCAGAUGUAUGCACGGCAAUAUUACAUGCAAUAUCAGGCUGCAGUCGCCGCUGCUGCGGCUGCCACCAACUCCCAGCAUCAACCCGUGGUCACGCCCGGGACUCCAGCCGCGCUGCCCAACCAGCCGCCUCUCGUCAACCUCCCUGCUGAUCAGAACGCUCCUCUACCUCAACUCAACAACCCUCCGGCCAACCAGAACCUGCGGAUGAACGCCCAGGGAGGCCCCGUGGUGGACGAUGAUGACGACUUGAACCGCGAUUGGUUGGACUGGCUCUACCUGGCUGCCCGCGCCUGUUUCUUCCUGAGCAUAGUUUACUUCUAUUCGUCGCUGAGUCGUGUGGUGUUGGUGGCCAGCGCCAUGCUGCUGAUGUACCUACAUCACGCUGGUUGGUUUCCAUUCAGACAUCCAGCGCCGGUGCCAAAUGCCAAUGUGCCUUUGCAGGAAGCCUAUCCAAAUCACGGAAACCAGGAACCCCAACAGGAUCAAGAAGAUCAGGAUGAUGUGCAAGACCAGAAUGUGGCACUGGAUCAAGAUCGUGAAAGAGUGAAUAAUUCUGGAAGUGAUGAUGUCAGGGACGCUACCCUGGCCCCUGAAGCUGAGGUGAACAGGACGACAUUUGUAAAUAAAGCCUGGGUAUUCUUCAAAACCUUCUUUGCCUCUUUGAUUCCAGACGGUCCCCAAGUUGCAGCAAACUGAGUUUAAGUACAUGCAGAACUGCAGAACAAUGAAACCAGUGCAAUCCUUGUUCCAGGGCUUUCGGGCAGUGUGCAAAUGAGGCCAGACUGUUGACUGAAUUUAUGAAUGUGAUUCCAAAUGGAAUGUGGAACUGUGUGUUAUACGAGGCUACAAGUGUAAACUCUGUAAAUUAUUAUGAGGUGCAAUUUAGACUCUUGCCUAUCUGAAGCUGUAAAUCAAAUCUUGAAAUGAUUCUGUGUCGUGACUGUUUAUAGUGACAUCCUUUUCAUUAACAGCUGUGAGCAGAAGCAAUUUUAACCUUGCCAACUUCACGCUGUUGAAAGUGCAUAUUUGCUUUUGGGCAAGUUUAUUUUUAAAUAGCCUUUGAAACUUUCUGUUGAUACAUAUGCAAAAAGGUAAAUCAUUUUUGCCUAGCAAUACAAAAAAAAAGCACAAUAAAAGGUUUGGAUACAUGA
This is a messenger RNA of Mobula hypostoma (lesser devil ray), 1910 nucleotides long. It is a transcript of the gene herpud1, whose product is annotated as homocysteine-inducible, endoplasmic reticulum stress-inducible, ubiquitin-like domain member 1. Gene Ontology annotation, molecular function: transmembrane transporter binding. The transcript is spliced from 8 exons. The record is from RefSeq and is a predicted model, not a curated record. Bases 253 to 1455 code for a protein of 400 amino acids. Gene Ontology annotation, cellular component: endoplasmic reticulum membrane. Lineage: Eukaryota; Metazoa; Chordata; Chondrichthyes; Myliobatiformes; Myliobatidae. Gene Ontology annotation, biological process: negative regulation of endoplasmic reticulum stress-induced intrinsic apoptotic signaling pathway; ubiquitin-dependent protein catabolic process; endoplasmic reticulum calcium ion homeostasis.